AACACCAUUUCUGACGGGGUUGUUUUUUCCGGGCAAAGGGAGUGAGCAAAACAAACGUCUCCAGAACCAACAGCUGCUACUACACGAACGACUCUGGCAAACGUUCCGUUUAUUUACAUCUUCGUCACUAUCCAUACGGUGGAGUCUCCGAAGCCUAUAAAUCCAAGUUACAUUAACUGGAUAAUAGCGGAUUUGCUUAGCCAGGCAAAUACAUCAAUAAUGGCGUGUGCCAAGAGGCCAUCCUUGCAGGGGCCGGUGCCUCCCCCUCGUAAGAAGACGAACCCCAAACCUGAGCUUACUGAAGAGCAGAAGCAGGAGAUCAGGGAAGCCUUUGAGCUCUUUGACACCGAUGGUGCUGGAUACAUUGAUGUCAAGGAACUCAAGGUUGCCAUGAGAGCUCUGGGGUUUGAACCAAAGAAAGAGGAGAUUAAGAAGAUGAUUGGUGAAGUCGACAAGGAUGCCACAGGGAAGAUCUCCUUUAGCAAUUUCCUCAGUGUCACGACACAAAAGAUGGCCGAUAAGGAUUCCAAAGAGGAGAUACUGAAAGCUUUCCGCCUAUUUGACGACGAUGAGACCGGUAGGAUCUCCUUCAAGAACCUCAAGAGAGUCGCAAAGGAGCUUGGAGAAAACCUCACAGAUGAAGAGCUGCAGGAAAUGAUUGAGGAGGCAGACAGAGAUGGAGAUGGAGAAGUGAACCAGCAAGAGUUCCUAAGGAUUAUGAAGAAAACCUGCCUGUACUGAUGGUAACGUUUGGUAUCACAUGGAAAGCCACCUAGAUUUUGUCCUCUCUCAAAUUGUAUUGUAUUGUGUCAAAAGAUUGGCCGUAAAUCGUGUUAAAUCUCAUCAAGAGGUCCAUUAAUGUCCAAGAUGCUCUUCUUCAGGAUGCUGCACUUUUGUGAAGAUUAUAUUGGCAAUUGCUCAUUGUUGAAAAGAUUUCAGUGCUUGCUUCAAUACAGUCCACACAGCUCAUUCCAACAUGUUAUCGAAUACCGUCUGUCCAUUUAUAUUGUCUAUUCUAGAUUGAUUGUCAGUCAGUAUGAACAGUCAAUUAUCUAACCGUGAUCAGGCAGGCAUCAGUGAGUGAUGGAGCAGAAUAAUAAAAUGGUAUCAAUUUGAGAAUUUCCACCAGAGUUUCAGCGUGGAGCAAAGUGGUAAAUUCAAAUCACAUGCAAACUCUUACAUGAUCAGUAUUAUAGUUACACAUUAUGGACACUGUGCAGGUACUAGUUUUGCUGUGCUCUGUAUUUUUCAAUGUUUAUAUAUUGUAUAGUGCAUGUACAACCCCAAUUCCAAUGAAGUUGGGAUGUUGUGUUAAACAUAAAUAAAAACAUAAUACAAUGAUUAUGUUCAAUACAAAUCAUGUUCAACCUAUAUUUAAUUGAAUACACUACAAAGACAAGAUAUUUAAUGUUAAAACUGAUCAACUUGAUUGUUUUUAGCAAAUAAUCAUGAACUUAGAAUUUUAUGGCUGCAACACGUUCCAAAAAAGCUGGCACAGGUGGCAAAAAAGACUGAGAAAGUUGAGGAAUGCUCAACAAACACCUGUUUGGAACAUCCCACAGGUGAACAGGCUAAUUGGAAACAGGGGGCCAUGAUUGGGUAUCAAAGGAGCUGCUCAGUCAUUCACAAGCAAAGAUGGGGCGAGGUUCACCUCUGUGAACAAGUGCGUGAGAAAAUAGUCGAACAGUUUAAGGACAAUGUUCCUCAAUGUACAAUUGCAAUGAAUUUAGGGAUUUCAUCAUCUACGGUCCAUAAUAUCAUCAAAAGGUUCAGAGAAUCUGGAGAAAUCACUGCAUGUAAGCGGCAAGGCCGAAAACCAACAUUGAAGGCCCGUGACCUUUGAUCCCUCAGGGGGCACUGCAUCAAAAACCGACAUCAAUGUGUAAAGGAUAUCACCACAUAGGCUCAGGAACACUUCAGAAAACCAAUGCCAGUAAAUACAGCUCGGCGCUCCAUCCGUAAGUGCAACUUGAAACUCUACUAUGCAAAGCAAAAGCCAUUUAUGAACAACACCCAGAAACGCCGCCGGCUUCUCUGGGCCCGAGCUCAUCUAAGAUCGACUGAUGAAAAGUGGAAAAGUGUUCUGUGGUCCGACGGGUCCACAUUUCAAAUUGUUUUUGGAAGUUGUGGACGUCGUGUCCACCGGGUCAAAGAGGAAAAGAACCAUCCGGACUGUCAUGGACGCAAAGUUCAAAAGCCAGCAUCUGUGAUGGUAUGGGGCUGUGUUAGUGCCAAUUAAUGCUGAAAGGUACAUACAGGUUUUGGAGAAACAUAUGCUGCCAUCCAAGCAACGUUUUUUUCAUGGACGCCCCUGCUUAUUUCAGCAAGACAAUGCCAAACCAUAUUCUGCACGUGUUACAACAGAGUGGCUUUGUAGUAAAAGAGUGAGGGUACUAGAAUGGCUUGCCUGCAGUCCAGACCUGUCUCCCAUUGAAAAUGUGUGGCGCAUUAUGAAGCGUAAAAUACGACAACGGAGACACCGGACAGUUGAACAGCUGAAGCUGUACAUCGGGCAAGAAUGGGAAAGAAUUCAACCUACAAAGCUUCAACAAUUAGUGUCCUCAGUUCCCAAAUCCCAAACGUUUAUUGAAUGUUGUUAAAAGAAAAGGUGAUGUAACACAAUGGUGAACAUGACCCUGUCCCAGCUUUUUUGGAACAUGUUGCAGCCAUAAAAUUCUAAGUUAAUGAUUAUUUGCUAAAAAUAGUAGUUUAUCAGUUUGAACAUUAAAUAUCUUUGAAGUAUAUUCAAUUAAAUAUAGGUUGAACAUGAUUUGCAAAUAUUUUUUUAAAUUUAUUUUUAAAACAAUGUCCCAACUUCAUUGGAAUUGGCAUUGCAAAACAAUUCCAAAAAUAGCAGUAUUUAUGGUACAGAUAAGAAUAAAUAUUUAAGCAUUG
Molecule: messenger RNA, 2895 nt
Organism: Phyllopteryx taeniolatus (common seadragon)
Lineage: Eukaryota; Metazoa; Chordata; Actinopteri; Syngnathiformes; Syngnathidae
Gene: cetn2
Product: centrin, EF-hand protein, 2
Exons: 6
Coding region: 220-741 (173 amino acids)
Biological process (GO): mitotic cell cycle; centriole replication; nucleotide-excision repair
Cellular component (GO): centrosome; centriole
Molecular function (GO): calcium ion binding
Source: RefSeq, a predicted model, not a curated record